UGAGUGAAGUCGCCGAUUCGGACUCCCGCAGUAUACUUGCCCUUACCUUUAUGCCACGUGCUGGCGGCUAUUUUUGGUGGGCUUAGCAGUUACAUGGCUGACGCGUCGUCGAAGCUGUGCGCCUUAUAAGAUCGACACACCUCCAGCUCCCUUUCCCCUCCUGCCACCACCACCGUUGCGUAUUCGACUAUCCCUCCACCCUUCACAGUUUUCACUCACUCGCCACCAUCAUGCCUGCCAAGAAGCGUUGUCAAUUCCAGUCUGAGACUCCUUGCAAUUCUGCAGCUCUUCGCAUAGUAGGCCAGUGCCCACAUUGCAGGGCAGACUUCUGUGGAGCUCAUCGCCUGCCUGAACAUCACAAUUGCAAUAACCUGGAGGAUUGCCGGCAGCAAGCGUUCGAGCGUAACAAGGCGAAGCUAGAGAGCGAACGGACUGUAGCAUCGAAGAUGGCUACUGCAUGAUGCAUGUCCCACGUCCCACUAUUUUAUUUUACUUUGGAUCUUCUAUCUAUUGCGUUCCAUCCAAUCAUCCCUUCCCACACUAGUGAUACCUCCAGUC
This is a messenger RNA of Suillus clintonianus, 558 nucleotides long. RefSeq lists its product as uncharacterized. The transcript is spliced from 4 exons. Bases 231 to 461 code for a protein of 76 amino acids. NCBI's taxonomy places the organism in Eukaryota, Fungi, Basidiomycota, Agaricomycetes, Boletales, Suillaceae. The record is from RefSeq and is a predicted model, not a curated record. Gene Ontology annotation, molecular function: zinc ion binding.